Messenger RNA from Fusarium verticillioides 7600, 3161 nucleotides. RefSeq lists its product as hypothetical. Gene Ontology annotation, biological process: DNA-templated transcription; regulation of DNA-templated transcription. Gene Ontology annotation, molecular function: DNA-binding transcription factor activity, RNA polymerase II-specific; DNA binding; zinc ion binding. The record is from RefSeq and is a predicted model, not a curated record. The coding region runs from base 647 to 2995 and encodes 782 amino acids. NCBI's taxonomy places the organism in Eukaryota, Fungi, Ascomycota, Sordariomycetes, Hypocreales, Nectriaceae. The transcript is spliced from 4 exons.
GGUACCUUACAUCUCAUCCUCCAUCAAAGCGUAUACAAGUGAAGAAUUCUUCUUUGUAAUCCUUUGUUUUCUUACAAACACGAGCCCUCUAAUACCACCCUUGUUAAGACUCUAGUGCCAAUUUUCUGCAAGGCAUUUCUGUGUUGCCAUCAGAACGGCCCCCCCGAGUCCGGCGGCCAUACGCAAGAUGUAGCGAUACCAAUAACUAGACAAAGACGUACAGGGUUACCUACGAUAUGACGAAGUGUGUAACCUCGAAUCCAUCGACUAAGCUCCCAUGGAUGUACACGGAUUUGUAUGCUUGUACCGAUGGAGCUGACGGUAUCGCGGCCUUGAUCAUCAUUGUGCCAGCGAGCAAGCCACUGUCUUGCCGUGGGGGAGACAAGACCUCCACAUCUUCCUCGAAGUUAACUGUCCCGUUGAACCUUUCGCUGACCUGUUUCUUAAGAUAAUUUCUCACGUAAUGAUAUCGGUUGUCGUACCGCGAUUCUUGUCCUCCUAACGAACCUGCCCCCCCUCUUUCAGACCUGUCAAAUGACUGUAUGCAUCCAGUGCUUGGCCACUCAUCUAUAUCCUUGUAUCCUUCAUUGAAAACAGAUCGAAUCCUGGAGCCUUUGACUCUUUUGAAACUACAACCAAGAACAAAAUGUGGAAUAACCAGGGUAAAGAGUCGCAGAUGUGGUCUACACACGACUUAGCUUGUGCGCACUGCCGAGCACGGAAAAUUAGAUGUGGAAGAGAACGGCCGCAGUGUGAAAGUUGCAAGCGAGACGGUGUUGAAUGUCGAUACUCGUCUCCUGGCAAGCGCGUCAAUCAUGUCAAACUCUUAUGUCAAAACUUUGAGACGCUCGAAGGCCAACUGCACAGCAUCCAAAAUGAUCUCUCAGACUUGACAUCACUUGUCAAAGGUGGGAGUAGUGUAAGAUCCUUAUCCCUUCCUGCUAAGGAAUGGAUGCCCGAGAACCAUUCUAGGGCGGAUUCGACGUCAACCCCUCACACAAACCGUCAUAUUGUCAGAAACACAUCACAAUCACUUGAUCGUUAUCAUGGACCAUGCUCCCUUUAUGCCCUUUGCAAGGAAUUUAGCGACCACCCAUUAUUUUCUGUUUCGGGGAACAAUAACUCUGGGGAAAAUGCUGUUUCUGAGCAUAUGAUGUUGCAAGAGAUGCUCAAUGAGGCAAGUAACGAGCCUCACUUAGACAUGCUGUCUCAUCCUGUCGGUAUAUGUCUUCCACCUCGACAGUUUCUCAACCUUGUCAUCGGUCCUUUCUUCAAGAAUGUCGAUUAUACAACUGAUGUCUUUGUGCGAUCCAAUUUCCAACCCCACGUCGACCGAAUUUAUUCACAACCUAUUGGGCCUGCAGAUGAAGGCUGGGCUGUCUGUUUCAAUGUGAUUGUACUUCUCGGCAUCAAGAAAGAACCCACGAUUCAGGGCAACAGCCACUUUGUCCAAACACUUCUGCAGACAUUGAAAAUGGCUGUUAAUAAUCCUCGAGUAUUCUUAACGCCAAGGCUCAUUAAUGUCCAAGUACUUGCUCUUUUGAGUUACGUGGCCGAGCAGUACAGCACGACUUCGUUUGCAGAACUCGUCUUCGCCCAAGCUUGUCUGCUGGCUCGCACCAUGGGCCUUCAUCAAAGCAAUGCAUCUUCCGAUGGCCUCCCACCCGAGGAUAUAUUGGAACGACACAAAGUUUUUAGAUCAUUAUAUAUCAGAGAUAAAAAUAUCGCAAUAUUCCGUGGGUCCACAGCCUGGCUACCAGGUUAUGAUUCCGGCAUCCCCCCUUCCUUUGACGAAGCCGGAACAGGAACGCCCGAUUUAUUAGCCCGCCUAGAGCUUGCGAAACUUCAGGAUGAAAUUUACCAGGCUUUCCAUGCGGCCGGUGCACCCAACUUACAUCAUUCGAGACACCACCAGGUACUGGCACAGUUACAACAAAGACUGGAACAGUGGUCUUCGACUCAUAGCAUCAUGCAGAGGGUUUUGACGUCCACUGAAACGUUUUCUCUCAUGUUAUCUUUCUUCGCAACCAGGAUCUGUUUAAGCAAAGAUAAUGGUGACAUGAGAUCUACCCAGCCGUUCAGGGAUGCCAAAGCAUGCUGUCUUAUCUUCUUACUGGCCACAGCUGCAAAGCCAGAUGUGCGCCUUUCUGAGACUUUGAAAGAGAUACUAGGCCAGCACAAAUCCCUCGACCAACCUAGCUCCAGAAAGACGAAAAGAAAUUCUCGAAAUCAACCUGCUUUGUCUGAAAAUGAUGAGUCUGCGGUCUCAUCGCUUCCUCGGUUGGCUGCAACUUUCCCACUAGCGGCGGCUUUCAUCGUUGCUAAAGAUACCUUGUUGCAGCCAAUAGGAGAAGUGGAUGGCACCCCCGGUCGGCCAGAAGAGGAAAUAACAAUUUUGGAAGCUCUUCGGGAUCGAUUUGCAACGGCUGCCGAGCAUGCCCAUGUUGACAACCUCGCAUUAGGUUUCAGUAGGAUCCUGGGUCUAUUGAUUAGAGUUGUGCGCCAGAAACGAUGGCCUGGAGCAAACAACACCCCUUCUUUAGCCUUCAACGACCUGCCAAGCCUGCAUUCAACAAGAUCAUCCAGCUCUUUACAGGAAAGUGUGGUGAGCUCUUUUAGAGACACACCCCCAGGUCCCGAGAACUUUUCAACAGUUAGUUCUAUCAGUGAAGCCGUAUCAAAUUCUUCUCUUCUCUUGCCAUUUACUCAGCCAUUAGAGAACCCGGCCAGCGGCUCACUGUGGUUUACAAACGUGGGUCAAAGCACCGGACUAAAUAACACCCCAGUCUUAAUGUCCUGGCCUGUUCAACAUAAGCGGCAGUCUGAGGAAGCGGACCAUCUGACCAAGAGACCAAGGAUGUCCUGCCAAGAGGAAUACCUGGAUAUUCCUGCAGUGUAUCAUGAUCAUGGUUCACGAACUGAAGAUGACUCUUUAUUUACGUUCGACUUUCUAAACACAGGAGCGGAUAUUUCUGUUUUCGAUAUGGAAGAUUAGCCGUUACUCAAUCUCUGUUUCUGUUUAGGGGGAUCUAUUGGUUUCUCUGCUAUUUUAGGGCAAUAUAUCGGACUUGGCUCUUCUCCCCCUUGCUCUUGAACCGGGGUUUCAGUAGAAUAUAUACGAAACAAGUGUAUAAUGCACUACUUGGAGUGGCAGUCGGUGC